Molecule: messenger RNA, 1229 nt
Organism: Globicephala melas (long-finned pilot whale)
Lineage: Eukaryota; Metazoa; Chordata; Mammalia; Artiodactyla; Delphinidae
Gene: GUK1
Product: guanylate kinase 1
Biological process (GO): purine nucleotide metabolic process
Cellular component (GO): cytosol
Molecular function (GO): GMP kinase activity
Source: RefSeq, a predicted model, not a curated record
GCUCUGACCAGCUUGCCCGCUGGCUGAGGCGGGUCCGGCGCCGCGAGGAAGUGCUUCUCUGAGGGGCGGAGAGAGGCCGGGCCGGCGCGGCGCUACUCUGUGACGUACGUCCCCGCGGGCGGUGGCGGCGGCCCUUCAUGCUGCGGCGCCCGCUGGCCGGGCUGGCGGCGGCCGCCCUGGGCCGGGUCCCCUCGGACGUCCUCAAAAUGUAGGAGGAAAUUCUCCUGGCACGGGAAGCUCCAAACAGCUUGUAAAACCCCUGCAGCUUGAGGACUUCGUGCUGGAUGCCAUUGUGGACCCUGCAGGAUGCGUGGGGGCAGAGAGGGGAGCAGCCUGACACCCCUCUCCAAGGGAUGUCAGGACCAAGGCCCGUUGUCCUGAGCGGACCCUCAGGGGCUGGGAAGAGCACCCUACUGAAGAGACUCCUGCAGGAACACAGCAGCAUCUUCGGCUUCAGCGUGUCCCACACCACAAGGGACCCGAGGCCAGGAGAGGAGAACGGCAAAGAUUACUACUUUGUGACCAGGGAGGUGAUGCAGCGGGACAUUGCCGCUGGAGACUUCAUCGAGCAUGCCGAGUUCUCAGGGAACUUGUAUGGGACCAGCAAAGCAGCUGUGCGGGCCGUGCAGGCCAUGAACCGCAUCUGCGUGCUGGAUGUGGACCUGCAGGGCGUGCGCAACAUCAAGAAGACCGACCUGCAGCCCGUCUACAUCUUUGUGCAGCCACCCUCACUGGAUGUCCUGGAGCAGCGGCUGCGGCAGCGGAACACAGAGACGGAGGAGAGCCUGGCUAAGCGUCUGGCUGCUGCCCGGGCUGACAUGGAGAGCAGCGAGGAGCCCGGCCUGUUUGACCUGAUCAUCGUCAACGACAGUCUGGACAAGGCCUACUGGGCCCUGAAGGAGGCGCUCUCCGAGGAAAUAAAGAAGGCUCAAGCAACUGGUCACUCCUGAGCAGGUCCACCGGCUAUAACUCCUCAGGUGGGGCCUAGGGCCUGGCACCCACCCGCAGCGGGCCAGGAUCUCCGGCGGUGGCUCUGCUCACCUCAGCUAGCACCCAGGGUUUGGGGUGCUGCCUAUCUUCCCUCACUCCCCCACCGUGACUGGAGGAGUUUGCUCUCACCCCCUCUCCCCAUGUCCAUUUCUAGGCUUCCUCCCCACCCUGCCCUAUCAACCCCCCUCCCAUGGAAGCUGGGCCAACAUCCAAAUAAAAAACUGCUGGGUUAGAGUGUC